This is a messenger RNA of Diorhabda sublineata, 948 nucleotides long. RefSeq names its product piggyBac transposable element-derived protein 2-like. The record is from RefSeq and is a predicted model, not a curated record. Bases 1 to 948 code for a protein of 315 amino acids. The transcript is spliced from 3 exons. Lineage: Eukaryota; Metazoa; Arthropoda; Insecta; Coleoptera; Chrysomelidae. Gene Ontology annotation, molecular function: sequence-specific DNA binding.
AUGGACGAACCUUUACCUUUCCGCUUAGUUGGAAGGACAGUAGGCAAACCGAUAUUCUUUUACAGGGGUCUCACUCUGAAUGAACUAUUGCAAAUCAUUGAAGAAGAUGAUCACAAUGAAGUUGAUGACGAAAUAUCGCUUACAAUUAUGCCGCCCAAAAAUUCUUGCGAGGAAGUUACUGAUGAAGAUUCAGGCGAUGAAGAUCAUUUAGAUAUUAACAAUUUGCCUGGAUCGCAACUUCUAGCCGAGGCAGAAAUUUUUGAACCUAAAGUUGAAGAAGAUGUUAAUAUUUCUUUAUCAAGCGAUUCAGGUAGUGAUGAUAAUGAAGAAAAUCUGCCAUUGUCGGAUGUAAAACGUCUUCUGAAAAACUCCCAACAUAUAUAUGUGAAGAAAAAUUAUGUUUGGAGAAACCAAGACUUAACACCUAAUAAUAUAGAAGUUCCAAAACCACAAAUUGUUCAAAAUGAAAAUUCGGUUAUUGAAUUGUUUUCGUUAUUUUGGGAUGACGAAGUUAUAGAUUUAUUUGUCUACUAUUCUAAUAUUAAUUUACAUUGCUGUGAUAACACGAAUUUAGACAAGACAGACAGAUCUGCCAAAGUACGAUUAUUGAUAAAUAGAAUGAACAGUUUAUUCCAACAGUAUGCACCAGUAACUGAAAAUCACAGUGUGGAUGAAGCCAUGGUGCCUUAUUAUGGUCGCCAUGGCUGUAAGCAAUUCAUACGUGGUAAACCCAUACGUUAUGGGUACAAAUUAUGGACAGGUUGUACCAGCAAAGGGUAUGUUAUUUGGGUAGAGCCGUACCAAGGUGCCAAAUCAGAAAUAAAGCCCUGUUAUAAGGAACUGGGUUUAGGACCAUCUGCAAUAUACCGACAUAAUCAAUUCUAUUCAAAGCUUUCCCUAUCACAUUUUUUGCGACAAUUUCUUUACGACUAUACCACUUCUGAGUGA